AUGACCCAUCACAGCCACUCUGCAAGGACGGCUUCGGUUGCCGUGGCGCUGACGAUGAUUGUCAUGGCCGCGCUCUGCUGCACGUCGGCGGAGUGCAUCUCCGCUACCCCCAACACACGUUUCGAAAGCGAGCGCCUACUCGUGAGGAUUCUGGAGUCAUCUGAGGCAGUGACGCCGAUCCGGAGCGCACCGCCGGGCACUGCGGAGGUCACAGGUAGUCUGUUGCACGUGAUGGCAAACGCACUCCCAGCGCACGCAUCGCCGAACCCGGAGCGCCGACCAGAUGAGACUUCACAAGUGAGGUUCACGCUGGCGUUCGCGGCGGGACGAGUGCACGAAGCUGCAAACCAAGCUCGUGCCGUCUCACCCGGCGUCGUUGCUAUGGGCGCUGUUGCGACCACUCCGGCCGGCAAGUCACCCACGUUGCAGGCAUCAUUGUCCGUGCAGCUUUCGCACCGCCCUCUCGCAAAUGGGGAGGAAGUGCACUCGGUGGAGCAGCUCAACAAGGCAUCGCCGUUGUCGCCGAGUCACCAGCGCAAGCAGCUGGUGCCGUCCUCGUACAAGGCGGCCGGGCAACUUUCGGCGCAGCAGGGCAGUCUAAAGGGCACCGCAACUGAGGCAGUACUUGUGCCAAAGACGGUAAGCAUCAAUUCCUCUGAGGGAGUGCUAAGCUCAGAGGGUGACUACGGCGCCGUCCUCUCCAGUGGCGUAAUUGCCUCCUUCACCGUCGCCCUCAUCUUCGCUGGCUUGCUGCUGAUUUUGGUGUUGGUGGAGGUUUGUGGAAUGGUUAUUGCGUCCGUGAAGCAUCGCCGGAUGCGCGCGACCCGAGAGGCGAAGGGUGCCGAUGGACCGGCCGAGCUCAAGCGCGGUGACUUCCGCGAUACCGCCGGCUGCGUGCCGGUGUAA
Leishmania braziliensis MHOM/BR/75/M2904 is the source of this 906-nucleotide messenger RNA. RefSeq lists its product as hypothetical. NCBI's taxonomy places the organism in Eukaryota, Euglenozoa, Kinetoplastea, Trypanosomatida, Trypanosomatidae. The coding region runs from base 1 to 906 and encodes 301 amino acids. The record is from RefSeq and is a predicted model, not a curated record. The transcript has a single exon.